GUGUGGGCCACACACGUCACCCGGAGCCACCAAAGCCCCUCGCUCUCACCCAGUGCUGCUCAGGAGGGAAGACUGGAGAGCCUUUGCUCCAAAGGAUAUUUACUGGAUGUCGCUGGUCUGAAGAAACAGAGAGAAAAAGCCCACGAGAGCUUAAAAAAAAAAACAACCCCAGAGCAUCUCUGUAGGCUGAUGCUGGGAAGAAAGAAAUUGCCUCAUUAACCUAAGUGAGUGGGGGAGAGACAGAAGCAAACCCUCAGAAUGGAGGAAGAAGAAUAUGAGGAAGUUGUGGAGUACUACAUUGAGGAGACAAUUAUUGAGGAGGGUGAGCCACACGAGGUGGUCACUGAGAUCACUGAGACCAUCAGCACAGACUACUCAAUCCCUGAGACCACCACAACCACCACCUACACAACUGAGCACACCCAGCCCUCCGGGGAGGAUGCAGCUCCUCCCAUCAGGAAGAAGACAAUCCGGACAAAAGUGGACCCAUCCAAGUUUCUGACACCUUACCUGGAACACAGCAAUAAAAUGAAGGACUUAUUCAGUGAGAACAAGUACAAGGAAAAAUUUAGAAAAGAAAAAGGAAAGCCGUAUGCUUCCACAAUCGAUACCCCAGAAAUCCGGAGGAUCAAGAAAGUGCAGGACCAGCUCAGUGAGGUUAAAUACCGCAUGGCUGGGGAAGUUGCCAGAACCAUUUGCCACGUGGAUGAAAAGGCCAUGGAUAUAGAACAUGCAAAGAAAGUGUCACAGCAAGUGAGCAAGGUAUUAUAUAAACAGAACUGGGAGGAGAAUAAGGACAAGUACCUGCUUCCCCCUGAUGCUCCAGAGCUUGUGAAUGCAAUAAAAAACACAGCAAUGUUCAGCAAGAAACUGUAUACUGAAGACUGGGAUGCAGACAAAACAUUGUUUUAUCCCUACAAUGACAGUCCAGAGCUCAGAAGGGUGGCACAGGCUCAGAAGACUCUGAGUGAUAUUGUCUACAAAAAGGGGCACGAUGAAAGGAAAGCAAAAUUCACCUCUCUGCCAGACCCCCCUGAUUUGGAACAAGCCAAGAAGGUGACACGGCAGCUGAGUGAUGUUAUUUACCAUGAGGACUAUAAAAACAAAGUCAAAGGCAAGUGGAGUCAGACUCCGUGCUAUGAUGUGGCAGUUGCAAAAAUGAAUGCAGAAAAUCUAAGUAUGAGGAAAUACCAGGAAGACUUUGAAAACAUGAAAGACCAAAUCUACUUCAUGCAGACUGAAACUCCAGAAUAUGAAGCCAACAAACGAGCUUCAGAAAACGUCAGCAAGUUCAAAUACAAAGCAGACUAUGAAAAGAAGAAAGCUAUUGCAGAUUAUAAUGUGCUCCCUGCUACAGAGAACCCAUUGCUGAAGCAAUUAAAAACUGCAGGAAAUAUUCUGAGUGAUAAAUUAUACAAAGAAGCCUAUGAACAGUCCAGAGGAAACAAGAUGAAUUACUGUGAGACACCCAAGUUCCAGACUGAUGCUGCUCUGAAGAACUUUAGUGAUGUUAAAUAUAAAGAUGCAUAUCAGAAGAAUAUUUUGGGGCACUACUUGGGCAGCUUUGAGGACCCACAUCAAAUCCACUGCAUGAAGGUUGAAGCUAUGAAAAGUGAUAAAAAUUACAAAGCAGAUUAUGAGGAGGAAAAGACAAAGUGCUACUUCCCUCAGACCAUAACUCAAGAGUAUGAAGCAAUCAAGAAGUUGGAGCAAUGUAAAGAUUACACCUACAAAAAAAAGCAUCCUGAUCAAACCAAAUUCACUUCAGUGACUGACUCUCCAGUACAGAAGCAAGCAGAGAUCAACAGCAAACAGCUGAGUGAUAUAUUGUAUAAAUCCAAAGGGGAAGAAAUUAUCCACAAGUACCACCUCCCUCCUGAUGUGCCCCAGUUCAUCCAGGCUAGAGUUAAUGCCUACAACAUCAGUGAUGCUAACUACAAAGCAGACUGGAAGAAAACCCUUGCCAAAGGCUAUGAUCUGAAACCAGAUGCCAUUCCAAUUAUUGCUGCUAAAGCUUCUCGGAAUAUUGCAAGUGAUUACAAGUACAAGGAAUCCUACGAGAAAGACAAAGGCAAACAGGUCGGGUUCCGGAGCCUGCAGGAUGAUCCCAAACUUGUUCACUACAUGAACGUGGCCAAAAUCCAAUCGGAUCGGGAAUACAAGAAGGAUUAUGAAGUCACCAAGACCAAAUAUCACUCUCCUCUGGAUAUGUUCAGCGUGACAGCUGCCAAGAAAGCCCAGGAAGUGGUGACAAACACUGGCUAUAAGCAGCCAAUUCACAAUUACACCCUCCUGCCUGAUUCUGUGAACCUGGAGCUCUCCAAAAAUGUGAUGCAGCUUCAGAGUGAUAAUCUGUACAAAUCUGACUUCAAUAACUGGCUGAGAGGAGUUGGCUGGGUCCCAAUUCAGUCACUGGAUGUAGAAAAGGCCAAGAAAGCCACGGAGAUUCUCAGUGAGAAGAAAUACCGCCAGCAUCCCGACCAGCUCAAGUUCUCCAUCCCCAUGGAUGCCAUGGAACAAGUGCUGGCAAAGCAAAAUGCCAAGACCAUGAACAAGAGGCUGUACACAGAUAAGUGGAACCAAGAGAAGACCAGCAUUCAUGUGAUGCCAGACACCCCAGAAAUCCUGCAGUGCAAAGUGAACCAGAUGACCAUGAGUGAUAAACUUUACAAAGCUGGAUGGGAGGAGGACAAGAAGAAGGGUUAUGACUUGCAGCCAGAUGCAAUUCCCAUAAAAGCAGCCAAGAGCUCCAGGGACAUCGCGAGCGAUUAUAAAUACAAACUGGCCUACGAGAAGGCCAAAGGGAAGCACAUCGGCUUCCGCAGCCUGGAGGACGACCCCAAGCUGGUCCACUUCAUGCAGGUGGCCAAGAUGCAAUCUGACAGAGAGUACAAAAAGGGUUAUGAGAAGGCCAAGACUAACUUCCACACUCCAGUUGACAUGGUCAGUGUGGUGGCAGCUAAGAAAGCUCAGGAAGUGGCUACAAAUGCAAACUACAAGAACUUAAUCCACACCUACAACGUCCUGCCAGAUGCUAUGAGCAUUGAAUUGGCCAAAAACAUGAUGCAGUUACAAAGUGAUAAUCAAUACAAAGCAGAGUAUGAUGAAACUAUGAAGGGUGUUGGGUGGCUCCCACUGGGCUCCCUGGAAGCUGAGAAGAACAAAAAAGCCAUGGAAAUUUUGAGUGAGAAGAAAUAUCGCCAGCAUCCAGACAAGUUGAAGUACUCUGUUCCUAUGGAUUCCAUGAACAUGGUCUUGGCUUUAAAUAAUGCCAAAAUCAUGGAUGAGCACAAAUACAAACAAGCCUGGGAAGAAGACAAAAAGAAAAUUCACAUCACCCCAGAUAUUCCACAGAUUGCUUUAGCAAAAGCAAAUGCAUUCAAUUUAAGUGAAAAAAUGUACAGAUCUUCAUUUGAAGAAACCAGGAAGAAAGGAUAUGAUCUCAGGGCUGAUGCUAUUCCUGUCAAAGCUGCCAAAGCUUCCAGGGAUAUUGCCAGUGAUUAUAAAUACAAAUUAGGGUAUGAACAAGACAAGGGGAAACUCGUCGGCUUCCGCAGCCUCCAGGAUGAUCCCAAACUUGUCCAUUGCAUGCAAGUGGCCAAGAUGCAGUCGGACAGGGAGUACAAGAAGGCCUAUGAGGCGAGCAAGACUCAUUACCAGACACCUUCUGAUGCCCUCAGCGUGGUGGCAGCCAAGGAGGCCCAGGACCGUGUCACCAACACCAACUACAAGCGCCUGAUCCACCAGUACAUGCUCCUGCCAGAUGCAAUGAGUCUGGAGCUGUACAGAAACAUGAAUCAGAUCCAAAGUGAUAAUGAGUACAAGCAGGAUUACAAGGAGUGGUUCAGGGGGAUUGGUUGGAGUCCCAUUGGUUCUCUGGAUGUGGAGAAAUCGAAGAAGGCCACGGAGAUUGCGAGCGAUCGGAAGUACCGCCAGCACCCCAGCAUGUUCCCCUUCACCAAACAGAACGAUGCCAUGGACCUGGUCCUUGCAAAGCAGAAUGCAAAUAUCAUGAACAAACAUGCUUACACCGAAGCCUGGGAGAAGGAUAAAACUCAGGUCCAUGUGAUGCCAGACACACCAGAUAUUCUACAGGCCAAACAGAACAAGACAAACUACAGCCAGAAACUCUACAAGCUUGGCUGGGAGGAAAUGAUAAAGAAAGGCUAUGACCUCACACCUGAAGCCAUGUCAGUGAAAGCUGCCAAAGCUUCAAGGGACAUUGCAAGUGAUUUCAAGUACAAAGAAGGAUACCGCAAGCAGCAGGGACAUCACAUCGGAUUCCGCAGCCUGCAGGAUGACCCCAAGAUGUUGUGGUCCAUGCAAGUAGCUAAAAUGCAGAGUGAGAGGGAGUACAAGAAAGACUUUGAAAAGUGGAAGACCAAGUUUAAUAUGCCUGUGGACAUGCUGGGCUUCCUUCUGGCCAAGAAGUGUCAGGAGCUGGUCAGUGAUGUGGACUACAAACGAAUUCUGCACCGCUGGACUUGUCUGCCAGACCAGGUCGAUGUCACCGAGGCAAAGAGGGUCAACGAGCUGCAGAGUGAUAACCUGUAUAAGUCGGAUCUGCAGUGGCUCAGAGGCAUUGGAUGGAGUCCUUUGGGAUCUCUGGAAGCUGAAAAGAACAAGAAAGCUUCUGAAAUACUGAGUGACAAGAAGUACCGGCAGCACCCAGACACGAUUAAGUUCACAAGUAUCCCAGAUGCCAUGGAUGUUGUUUUGGCAAAAUCUAAUGCCAAAAAUAGGAGUGAUAUACUCUACAAGGAAGCUUGGAACAAGGACAAGACUAAGGUUCACAUCAUGCCUGAUACACCUGAAAUUUUGUUGGCUAAAUCAAACUUGAUUAACACAAGUGAUAAACGUUACAAGGUAGGAUAUGAAGAGCUGAAGAAGAAAGGCUACGACCUCCCUCCUGAUGCCAUCCCUCUCCAGGCAGCCAAGGCAUCUCGAGACAUAGCCAGCGAGUACAAAUACAAAACUGCAUACAGAAAACAGCUGGGCCACCACAUUGGGGCCAGGAACAUCGAGGACGACCCCAAGAUGAUGUGGUCAAUGCACGUGGCCAAGAUCCAGAGUGACAGGGAGUACAAGAAAGCCUUUGAGAAGUCCAAGACCAACUUCAGCAGCCCUGUGGACAUGCUGGGCAUUGUGUUGGCCAAGAAAUGCCAGGAGCUGGUGAGCGAUGCCGAUUACCGGCACCCUCUGCACCGCUGGACCUGCCUGCCAGACCAGAACGAUGUUGUCCAUGCCAAGACAGUGUAUGACCUUCAGAGUGAUAACGUGUACAAGUCUGACCUGCAGUGGCUGAGGGGCAUUGGCUGGUCCCCACUUGGAUCAUUGGAUGCUGAGAAGAACAAGAGGGCGAGCGAGAUCCUGAGUGACAAGAAGUAUCGUCAGCACCCAGACACCAUCAAAUUCACCAGCCUUCCUGACUCCAUGCCCAUGGUGCUGGCAAAGCACAACUCCCAAAUCAUGGACCAACGCUCGUACAUCUCAGCCUGGGAGAAGGACAAAACCAGCAUUCACAUCAUGCCAGACACCCCUGGGAUCCUGCUGGCCCAGCAGAACAAAGUGAACUUCAGCGAGAAACUGUACAAGCAGGCGAUGGAGGAGGAGAAGAAGAAGGGCUACGACAUGCGGGCAGAUGCCAUUCCCAUCAAGUCUGCCAAAGCUUCCCGGGACAUCGCCAGUGAUUACAAGUACAAGGAAGGGUAUCGCAAGCAGCUGGGCCACCACAUUGGGGCCAGGAACAUUGAGGAUGACCCCAAGAUGAUGUGGUCAAUGCAUGUGGCCAAGAUCCAGAGUGACAGGGAGUACAAGAAAGCCUUUGAGAAGUCCAAGACCAACUUCAGCAGCCCUGUGGACAUGCUGGGAGUGGUGUUGGCCAAGAAAUGCCAGGAACUGGUCAGUGACAUCGACUACCGUCACUACCUCCAUGAAUGGACCUGCCUGCCAGACCAGAAUGAUGUGAUCCAUGCUAAGCAAGCCUAUGACCUCCAGAGUGAUAACUGCUACAAGUCUGACCUUGAGUGGCUGCGGGGCAUUGGCUGGGUCCCAAUUGGGUCCUUGGAAGUUGAGAAGGCCAAGAAGGCAGGGGAGAUCCUGAGUGAUAAAAUUUACCGCCAGCAUCCGGACACCAUCAAGUUCACCAGCAUCCCAGAUUCUCUCCCAAUGGUGUUGGCCAAGCAGAACGCUGACACCAUGAACAAGCGUUUGUACACUGAGGCCUGGGAUAAAGACAAGACACAAAUCCACAUCAUGCCUGACACACCUGAAAUCACACUGGCAAGAGAGAACAAGAAAAACUACAGUCUGAAACAAUACAGGCAGGCCAUGGAAGAUUCAAAGAAGAAAGGCUAUGAUUUGAGAGCUGAUGCCAUCCCCAUCCAAGCAGCCAAAGCAUCCAGGCAAAUUGCCAGUGAUUACAAGUACAAGGAAGGGUAUCGGAAGCAGCUGGGCCACCACAUUGGGGCCAGGAACAUCGAGGAUGACCCCAAGAUGAUGUGGUCAAUGCACGUGGCCAAGAUCCAGAGUGACAGGGAGUACAAGAAGGACUUUGAGAAGUCCAAGACAAGGUUCAGCAGCCCCGUGGACAUGCUGGGAAUUGUGUUGGCCAAGAAGUGCCAAGGGCUGGUCAGUGACGUUGACUACCGGCACUACCUGCACCAGUGGAUCUGUCUGCCCGACCAGAACGACGUGAUCCACGCCAAGCAGGCCUAUGACCUCCAGAGUGAUAACUGCUACAAAUCUGACCUGGAAUGGCUGCGGGGCAUUGGCUGGGUCCCAAUUGGUUCCUUGGAAGUUGAGAAAGCCAAGAGAGCAGGAGAGAUCCUGAGUGAUAAAAUUUACCGCCAGCGUCCGGACACCAUCAAGUUCACCAGUGUCACGGAUUCCCUGGAGAUGGUGUUGGCCAAGCAGAACGCAGACACCAUGAACAAGCGUUUGUACACUGAAGCGUGGAACAAAGACAAGACCACGAUUCAUGUCAUGCCUGACACCCCAGAAAUCCUGCUGGCCAAACAGAACCGAGUGAACUACAGUGAGAAAAUGUACAAACUGGCCUUGGAGGAGUCAAAGAAGAAGGGCUAUGAUUUGCGUUUUGAUGCCAUUCCCAUCCAGUCUGCCAAAGCCUCCAGGGAGAUUGCCAGUGAGUACAAGUACAAGGAAGGGUAUCGGAAGCAGCUGGGCCACCACAUUGGGGCCAGGAACAUCGAGGAUGACCCCAAGAUGAUGUGGUCAAUGCACGUGGCCAAGAUCCAGAGUGACAGGGAGUACAAGAAAGACUUUGAGAAGUCCAAGACAAGGUUCAGCAGCCCUGUGGACAUGCUGGGAAUUGUGUUGGCCAAGAAGUGCCAAGGGUUGGUCAGUGACGUUGACUACCGUCACUACCUGCACCAGUGGAUCUGUCUGCCCGACCAGAACGACGUGAUCCACGCCAAGCAGGCCUACGACCUCCAGAGUGAUGCUGUUUACAAAUCAGACCUGGAAUGGCUGAGAGGCAUUGGAUGGGUUCCUAUUGGUUCCUUGGAAGUUGAGAAAGCCAAGAAAGCUGGAGAAAUCCUCAGUGACAGGAAGUAUCGGCAGCCUGCAGACAAAAUCAAAUUUACCAGUGUGACCGAUUCCUUGGCCAUGGUCUUAGCCAAGCAAAAUGCUGAGAUCAUGAACAAGCGCUUGUACACGGAAGCCUGGGAUGCAGACAAGAAGUCCAUCCAUGUCAUGCCUGACACACCAGACAUUCUGUUAGCAAAGGCCAACGCAGCCAACGUUAGCAAUAAACUUUAUGUACAAGCGUGGGAAGAGGCCAAAAAGAAGGGUUAUGACAUGAGAGCUGAUGCAAUUCCAAUCAAAACUGCAAAAGCAUCAAGAGAUAUCGCGAGUGAUUACAAGUACAAAGAAACCCACGAGAAGGAGAAAGGCCACUACAUCGGGUGCCCCAGUGCCAAGGAGGACCCCAGGCUGGCGCAGGCCGCGCGCGCCAUGGCCCUCCAGAACGACCGCCUCUACAAGAAGGCCUACAACGAUUCCAAGACCCAGAUCCACAUCCCUGUGGAUGCCCUGUCGGUGCAGGCAGCCAAGGAGUGCCAGACCCUGGUCAGUGACAUUGACUACAGGCAGUACCUGCACCAGUGGACCUGCCUUCCUGACCAGAACGACGUGAUCCAUGCCCGGCAGGCCUAUGACCUCCAGAGCGAUAACGUGUACAAGUCCGACCUGGAAUGGCUGCGAGGCAUUGGCUGGCUGACAGAAGGGUCUGUGGAUGUGGUCAAAGCCAAGAAGGCCCAGGAGCUCCUCAACGAGCGCCUGUACCGCACGCGGCCGGAGCAGCUGAAGUUCACCAGCAUCACCGACUCCCCAGACGUUGUCCUGGCCAAGACCAAUGCCAUGCAGCUCAGUGAUCGUCUGUAUCGUGAGGCCUGGGAUAAAGACAAGACCCAGAUUUCCCUCCCUUCAGACACUCCUGUCAUGCUGCAGUCCAAAGUCAAUGCUCUCAACAUCAGCAAUAAACAUUAUCAGAAAGCCUGGGAUGAGGUCAAGGCAAAAAGCUACGACCUAAGAGCUGAUGCCAUUCCCAUCAAACAAGCCAAGGCCUCCAGAGACAUUGCCAGUGAGUACAAGUACAAAGAAACCCACGAGAAGGAGAAAGGCCACUACAUCGGGUGCCCCAGUGCCAAGGAGGACCCCAGGCUGGCGCAGGCCGCGCGCGCCAUGGCCCUCCAGAACGACCGCCUCUACAAGAAGGCCUACAACGAUUCCAAGACCCAGAUCCACAUCCCUGUGGAUGCCCUGUCGGUGCAGGCAGCCAAGGAGUGCCAGACCCUGGUCAGUGACAUUGACUACAGGCAGUACCUGCACCAGUGGACCUGCCUUCCUGACCAGAACGACGUGAUCCAUGCCCGGCAGGCCUACGACCUCCAGAGCGAUGCUGUGUACAGGUCAGACCUGGAGUGGCUCCGUGGAAUUGGGUGGUUGCCCAAUGACUCUCCAGAAAUUAAGAGGGUGAAGAAUGCCCAGGAUCUCCUGAGUGACAACGUGUAUCGGACCCCUAUUGACAGUGUGAAGUACACCAGUGUUGUGGAUUCCCCAGAUGUUGUUCUGGCCAAAACCAACGCUGAACAGAUCAGCACUCAAAAAUAUAAAGAAGCCUGGGAAAAGGACAAGACUAUGAUCCACAUCAUGCCAGACACCCCUGAAAUCAACCUAGCCAAGGCUAAUGCUGUUAAUUACAGCCAGAAACAAUAUAAAGGAGCUUGGGACGAGUUGAAGAUGAACUACGAUUUGAGAGCAGAUGCAAUUCCAAUCAAGACAGCCAAGGCUUCUAGAGAGAUUGCCAGUGAUUACAAAUACAAGCUGGAGCACGAGAAGCAGAAAGGACACUACGUGGGAGUGCCGAACGCAAAGGGAGAUUCCAAAAUCCAGUUUGCCCUGGACGUGGCCAAAGUUCAGAGCGAACGAGAGUACAAGAAGUUCUUUGCCAAGCAGAAGACCCAGUGCCACCUGCCAGUGGACAUGAUGUCCAUCGUGUCAGCCAAGCACGGGCAGGCCCUGGUGAGCGACGCCGACUACCGGCACUACCUGCACCAGUGGAUUUGCCUCCCCGACCAGAACGAUGUCAUUCAUGCCAGGCAAGCCUACGACCUCCAGAGCGAUGCUGUUUAUAAAGCUGAUUUGGAAUGGCUGCGGGGAAUUGGAUGGUUGCCAAAUGAUUCCCUGGGAGUCAAGCAUGUCAAAUAUGCUGGAGAUCUCCUGAGUGAGAGGAAGUACCGCACAAAGGCUGAAACUCUCCCGUUCACUCCCGUGGCUGACAGAGUUGAUUAUGUCACAGCAAAGAAUAGCACUGAAAUCCUCAAUGAUAUUAAAUACCGCAAAGAAUGGAAUGAGGCCAAGACAAAUUAUACUCUCACAGAUACACCACAGCUGGACAUGGCCCGAGAGGCAGCCAGAAUUCUAAAUCAGAAUUUAUACAAGGAGAGCUGGGAGAAAGAAAAAGCCACUGGUUACCUCCUGCCUCCUGACACAGUGCAGAUCAUUCAUGCCAAGCACUCCAGUGAUGUCCAAAGUGAGCUGAAAUACAAAGCUGAGUAUGUCAAGCAGAGAGGUCACUACGUGGGAGUUGCCAAGAUGAGGGAUGACCCCAAGCUGGUGUGGUACGAGCACGCGGGCGAGAUCCAGAACGACAGGCUCUACAAGUCAGACUACAACAAAACCAAGUCCAAAAUCCACAUGCCUUCGGAUGCCAUGGCAGUUGUGGCAGCAAAGGAGUGCCAGAACUUGGUCAGUGAUGUUGAGUAUCGCCAGUACCUGCACCAGUGGACCUGCCACCCUGACCAGAACGAUGUGAUCCACGCUCGGCAGGCCUACGACCUGCAGAGUGAUAACAUCUACAAAGCUGAUUUGGAGUGGCUCCGUGGCUGUGGUUGGAUCCCUCUCGAUUCAGUGGAGCAUAAGAAGGUUAAGAAUGCACAAGAACUGAUAAACAAGAGAGCAUACACAAAAGAAGCCCUGGAGAACUUUUCCAAAUACACCAGUGUGGUUGACACUCCUGAGAUCACUUUGGCAAAGAUGAACUCUGUCAAUCAGAGUGAUCUAAAAUACAAAGAAACAUUUAACCAGGAGAAAGGCCAAUACAUUGGGUCUGAUGAUACUCCUGCUCUGCACCACGCCAAAGACAUGGCCUUGCUCCACAGUGAGAAACAUUACAAGAAGGCUUGGGAGCUGAGCAAGCCCAUUGGAUACUCUCUGGAUGAGAAAUACGUUCCACUUGUGGGAGCCAAACAUGCAAACCACAUCAACAGUGAGCGUAAAUAUAAGGAAAUAUAUGAGAAGCUGAAAGGCCAUUACCUGGCUGGGAAGGAUAUUAGUGAUUUCCCCAGUGUCAUUCACUCCCUGGAAUUCCAGAAAAUGAGGAGUGCGCUGGCCUACAGAAAGAACUAUGAAGACACCAAGAAGAAUGUGCAUAUCCCAACUGACAUGAUGAACCACGUCCUGGCCAAGAAGUGCCAGUACAUCCUCAGUGACCUGGAGUACCGCACCUACUUCCAUCAGUGGAGCUGCUCCCCUGAGGAGAACGAUGUCAUUCACGCCAGGAAAGCCCAGGAGAUCCUGAGUGAUUCUGUGUAUAAAGAUGACUUAAACUGGCUGAAGGGACUUGGAUGUUAUGUCUGGGAUACUCCACAAAUCCUACAGGCUAAGAAAUCCUAUGACCUGCAGAGCCAGAUAAAAUACACCUCUGCAGGGAAGGAGAACUUCCAGAACUUCAGCGUGGUUACAGACACCCCUGUCUAUGUGACUGCUCUGCAAAGUGCUGCCAAUGCCAGUGAUGUGAAAUACAAGGAGGAAUUCCACAAAACUAAGGACAAGUACACAACUGUGACUGACACAGUGGAUUCAGAAAGAGUUCAGAGUUUGAAACACCUCUACAGUGAUAAUCUCUACAAGAAGGCCUGGGAUAAAGUGAAGGCCACCAGCUAUGCACUGCCCUCAGAUACUGUGGCCUUGGCACGUGCCAAAGAACUGAAGCACAAUGCAAGCAUUGUCAAAUACCGUGAGGAAUAUGACAAGUUCAAAGCCCUGUACACCCUCCCCAGAGGUGUUGAGGAUGAUCCCAACACGGAAAGGUGCCUCAGAGUUGGGAAGCUCAACAUUGAUCGUCUGUACAAAGAGGCCUAUGAGAAGACCAAAGCCAAGGUGCACAUUGUCCCGGACAUGGUGGACAUCAUCUCAGCCAAGGAUGCCCAGAAGAAGAUCAGCGAGGUCGAUUACCGCACGCGGCUCCACGACUGGCUGUGUCUGCCAGACCUGCAGGUCAACACCCACGUGAGAAGAGUCACCGACCAAGUCAGUGAUGUGAUCUACAAGGAUGAUCUGAACUGGCUGAAAGGCAUUGGCUGCUUUGUCUGGGACACUCCUGAAAUCCUCCAUGCCAAGCAAGCCUAUGACCUUCGCAGUGAUAUUAAGUACAAAUCUAAGGCAGAAAAAAUGAAGAAGGACUUCACAGUGGUCACAGACACUCCUGUCUAUGUCCAGAAUGUGAUCAGUGCCUUGAAUUUAAGUGAAGCUGUCUAUAGGGGUGAUUACAAGAAGAAUGUCCAAGGCAAGAUGAUCCCCACUGAUAAAACAGUGGAUCUGGAGCGGGCGUACAAUGCAAACAAAAUACAGAGUGAGAAUUUGUAUCGCUGGGCUGGUGUGAAUGCUCUGCCCACUGGCUACAGCCUUCCCACGGACACUCCCAACUUCCAGCACGCCAAACACGCCCAGCGCAUCGGCAGUAAUCUGAAAUAUAAAGAAGCCUAUGAACACAUGAAAGCCAAGGGCUACACUCUGGGACCUCAAGAUGUUGGCUUUGAAAAUGUGAGGAAAGUCAAUCAAGUCAUUAAUGAGAGGCUGUACAGGGCCACCUACCACAAGAACAAGGACAAGAUCCACACCACCCCUGACACGCCCGAAAUCCGCCAAGUCAGAGCCACCCAGGAGGCUGUCAGCGAUCUGAUCUACAAGUCAGAUUUCUUCAAGAUGCAGGGCCACCUGAUCUCCCUGCCCUACACCCCUCACGUGCUGCACUGUCGCUACGUUGGGGACAUCACCAGUGACAUUAAAUACAAAGAGGACCUGAGGUGGCUGAAGGGCUUGGGCUGCUUCCUCUAUGACACUCCUGACAUGGUCCGUGCCCGUGACCUCCGCAAGCUCUGGUCUAAUUAUAUCUAUACAAGUACUGCCAAGAAAAUGUGGCCUAAAGUCCAGGUGGUGUUGGAUACUCCUGGAUACAGAGCAGUGCAGGAACUAAAAACCCAUCUGAGUGAGCUGGUUUACAGAGCUGCAGGCAAUGAGCUGAAGACAAAAUACACUUCCAUCCUUGAUACACCUGACUUCAUAAGAGCCAAGACAGGACAAAAAAUACAGAGCCAGUACUUGUACGUGGAGCUUGCCACGAAGGAGAGGCCUCACCAUCAUGCUGAUGGUCAGACUCCAGCCUUUGCACAUGCCAGGAAUGUCAAGGACAUGAUCAGUGAGAAAAAGUACAAAACCCAGUAUGAGAAGAUGAAGGACAAAUACACCCCUGUCCCUGACACCCCAGUGCUGAUCAGAGCCAAGAGAGCCUACCUGAAUGCCAGUGAUCUGCGCUACAAAGAAACCUUUGAGAACACCAAGGGCAAAUACCACACCGUGAAGGAUGCUCUGGACAUUGUCUACCACAGGAAGGUCACUGAUGACAUCAGCAGUGUGAAGUAUAAGGAGAAUUACAUGAGCCAGCUGGGAAUCUGGAGAUCCAUCCCAGACCGACCUGAGCACUUCCACCACCGCCUGGUCACGGAUGCCAUCAGUGAUGUUAAAUACAAGGAAGACCUGGAAUGGCUCAAAGGCACUGGCUGCUAUGUGUGGGAUACUCCAAGUUUUGUCCUGGCAGAGAAGAAUAAAGUGCUCUACAGUGGGUGUAAGUACAAGGAGAAUUUUGAGAAGACCAAGUCCAAGUUCAAGUACGUGGCUGACUCUCCAAGCAAUGAACAUUUUAAAUAUGCAACUCAGCUGGUGGAUAUGAAAAGCUAUAAAUCCUUUGCCAAGAUGCUCCUGCAGCACGGAUGCAAUGAAAUUCUGAGGCCAGAUAUGCUGACAGCACUCUACAACACAUACCUGUGGAGCCAGAUUCAGUACAAGAAGGACUAUGAGAAGAAGAAAGACAAAUACACCACGGUUCUGGACACUCCAGAGUAUUUACGGACCACGAAGGUCAACAAGCAGAUCAGUGACAUUAUUUACAAGCUGGAGUACAACAAAGCCAAGCCCAAGGGCUACACCACCAUCCAGGACACGCCGAUGCUGCUGCACGUGCGCAAGGUCAAGGACAGGAUCAGUGACCUGAAAUACAAAGAAAUGUAUGAGAGGAGCAAAUCUCGCUGCAACGUCGUGGCAGAUUCAGUUCACAUCAAAACUCCCAGGCACGCCUACAAACUGAACAGCAACCUGGAUUACAAGAAGAAAUACGAAGCAGCCAAAGCCCACUGGCACCUGAUUGCUGACAGGCCUGACUUUGUCCAAGCAGCCAAGUCCUCUCUGCAGCAGAGUGAUUACGAAUACAAACUGGACCGGGAGUUCCUCAAGGGGUGCAAACUCUCUGUCACAGAUGAUAAAAACACAGUGUUGGCCCUCAACAAUGCCAUCCUGGCCAGUGAUAUCAAAUACAAAGAGAAGCACAACAAAGCCCGUGGGACGUACCACGUUGUUCCGGACACGCCUCAGAUCCUGCUGGCUAAGAACGUCAGCUCUUUGGUGUCUGAGAACAAGUACAAAGAGCAGAGCAAGAAGCAGCUGCCCCAUGGCUCCUUCACCACCCUGCCCGAGACCAGGGACACUGUCCACGUCAAGGAGGUGACCAAGAACGUCAGCGAGACCAACUACAAGAAGAAGUUUGUGAAGGAGAAAGGCAAAUCCAAUUAUUCUGUCAUGCUGGAGCCUCCUGAGGUGAAACAUGCCAUGGAAGUUGCUAAAAACCAGAGCACAAUUGAAUACAAGAAAGAUGCCAAAUCCAAACUCCACUACACACCUAUAGCAGAUCGACCAGAUAUUAAGAAAGCAACUCAGGCUGCCAAGUUAAUCAGCAAUAUUGAAUACAAGAAGCGUGGAGCAGCAGGUGUGGGUGUGACCAUGCUGGGACGUCCAGACAUUGAGCUGGCCAAGGAGGUGUCCAAACUGACCAGCCAGGUGAAAUACAAGGAGAACUUUGCCAAAGAGCUGGGUAAAAAGCCCAAAUAUGAUUUGAAGGAGGCCAAAAUCUACAAGACCCUGAAGGAUGCCCACAACAUGGCCAGCGAGGUGAAGUACAAGGCAGACCUGAAGAAGCUGCACAAGCCCGUGACGGACAUGAAGGAGUCGCUGCUCAUGAACCACGUGCUGAGCACGAGCCAGCUCGCCAGUGCUUACCAGUACAAGAAGCAAUAUGAGAAGAGUAAGGGUCACUACCAUGUGGUGCCAGAUAAUCUUGAACAGGUUCAUCUCAGGGAGGCCUCAGAGCUCCAGAGCCACGUGAAAUACAGAGAAAAGUAUGAGAAGGAAAAAGGAAAGCCCAUGUUGGACUUUGAAACUCCCACAUACCUGACUGCAAAGGAAUCUCAGCUCAUGCAGAGUGAGAAAGAAUAUAAGAAGGACUUUGAAGAGUCCAUGAAGGGCAGGAACCUCACUGGCCUGGAGGUCACACCAUCCCUCUUGCAUGUCAAAUACGCCACCAAAAUAGCGAGCGAGAAAGAGUAUAGGAAGGAUCUGGAGGAAGGAGUCAAAGGGAAAGGACUGACAGCCUUAGAGGAGACUCCAGACAUGCUGAGAGCCAAGAAUGCCACUCAGAUCCUGAACGAGAAGGAGUACAAGCGAGCCCUGGAGCAGGAGAUCCGCGGGAAGGGCCUGACCGAGCUGGCGCUGGAGACGCCGGAUUUCGUGCGCGCCAGGAACGCCACCGACAUCGCCAGCCAGAUCAAAUACAAACAAUUGGCAGAAAUGGAGAAAGCCAACUACACCAGUGUUGUUGAUACUCCAGAGAUUAUUCAUGCCCAGCAGGUCAAGAACCUUUCCAGCCAGAAAAAAUACAAGGAAGAUGCAGAGAAGAGCAUGCCCUACUAUGUGCCCGUGGCUGACACACCAGAAAUGCAGAGGGUCCGAGAGAAUCAGAAGAACUUUAGCAUGCUUCAGUAUCAGUCAGACCUACAGAACAGUAAAGGAAAAGUCACAGUGGUUCAGGACACCCCAGAAAUCCUGAGGGUGAAGGAAAACCAGAAGAAUUUCAGCUCGAUUUUGUAUAAAGAAGACAUUGGAACUGGAACCACAAUUGAAAAGACCCCAGAGAUGCAGAGAGUUAAACGAACCCAGGAUAAUAUCAGCUCGGUGAAGUACAAGGAGAGCAUUGGCAAAGGAACUCCCAUUCCUGACCUGCCCGAGGUGAAGCGCGUCAAGGAGACCCAGAAGCACAUCAGCUCGGUGUUGUACAAGGAGGAGCUGGGGACAGGAACCCCCACCCCUGUCACCCCCGAGAUGGAGCGGGUCAAACGCAACCAGGAGCAGAUUAGCUCGGUGUUGUACAAGGAGGGUUUAGGGGCUGGCACUGCCACGCCGGUGACGCCGGAGAUGGAGCGGGUCCGACGGAACCAGGAGCACAUCAGCUCGGUGUUGUACAAGGAGAGCGUGGGGACAGGGACCCCCACUCCUGUCACCCCCGAGAUGGAGAGGGUCAAACGCAACCAGGAGAUUUGCAGCUCGGUGUUGUACAAGGAGAACAUAGGCAAAGCCACCCCCACGCCCGUCACCCCCGAGAUGGAGAGAGUCAAGCGCAACCAGGAGAUCAUUAGCUCGGUUUUGUACAAGGAAAAUGUGGGGAAGGUGACCCCGACCCCCAUCACCCCCGAGAUGGAGAGAGUCAAACGCAAUCAAGAGAUCAUUAGCUCGGUGUUGUACAAAGAGAACGUGGGGCAGGCGACCCCCACGCCCGUCACUCCCGAGAUGGAGCGAGUCAAACGCAACCAGGAGCAGAUUAGCUCGGUGCUGUACAAGGAGCACAUGGCCAAGGGAACCCCGACCCCGUUGACCCCAGAGAUGGAGAGAGCCAAACGCAACCAGGAGAACAUCAGCUCGGUCCUUUACUCUGACAGUUUCCGCAAGCAAGUCCAAGGAAAAGCCGCCUACGUCCUGGACACGCCGGAGAUGCGGCGCGUGCGGGAGACCCAGAAACACAUUUCCACUGUGAAGUACCACGAGGACUUUGAGAAGAGCAAAGGGAGCUUCACGCCCGUGGUGACCGACCCCAUCACGGAGCGCGUGAAGAAGAACAUGCAGGACUUCAGUGACAUCAGCUACAGGGGCAUCCAGAGGAGGGUGGUGGAGAUGGAGCGGAAACGCGUGGACCAGGACCAGGAGAACCUCACAGGGCUCCGGGUGUGGAGAACCAACCCCGGCUCCGUCUUCGACUACGACCCCGCCGAGGACAACAUCCAGUCCCGGAGCCUGCACAUGAUCUCAGUCCAGGCGCAGCGCCGCAGCCGGGAGCACUCGCGCUCCGCCAGCGCCCUGAGCAUCAGCGGCGCGGCCGACGAGAAAUCCGAGCCCUCGGACGGCACCGACCAGCGCCUGUCCUACUACAGCAACGGGGGCUUCUUCACCACCACGGCCACAGUGGGCUACAAGCAGGUCAAGACCAUUGAGCUGCCACAGCAACGCUCGUCCUCGGUGGCCACGCAGCAAACCACGGUGUCCUCGGUGCCUUCCCACCCCUCCACUGCUGGGAAGACGUUCCGGGCCAUGUACGACUACACGGCGGCGGACGCGGACGAGGUGUCCUUCAAGGACGGGGACACCAUUGUCAACGUGCAGGCCAUCGACGAGGGCUGGAUGUACGGCACCGUGCAGAGAACCGGAAAGACGGGAAUGCUGCCCGCCAACUACGUGGAGGCCGUGUGAGCCCAGCCUGCCCCGGGCUGGGACAGCUCCCUGGGGCUGGGACAGCUCCCCUGGGGAUGGGACACCAUCCCCAGGGAUGGGACACCUCCCCCAAGGGAUGGGACACCUUCCCCGGGGAUGGGACACCUU
Messenger RNA from Onychostruthus taczanowskii (white-rumped snowfinch), 17556 nucleotides. RefSeq names its product nebulin (gene NEB). Gene Ontology annotation, molecular function: actin filament binding. The record is from RefSeq and is a predicted model, not a curated record. The transcript is spliced from 130 exons. Gene Ontology annotation, biological process: cardiac muscle thin filament assembly. Bases 259 to 17427 code for a protein of 5722 amino acids. Gene Ontology annotation, cellular component: Z disc. Lineage: Eukaryota; Metazoa; Chordata; Aves; Passeriformes; Passeridae.